AUGACCUUCGAUUUCAACAACGGCGGGGGUGAUGCCUUGCUAGAACUGACCUUUGACCACCGGGAUCGUACCGCUUACCAGUCCUACCCGACCGCAACUACCCACUCGAGUCCGUCUGCAGUAUCAAACAUCAUGCCGCAAAACGCUCGCUCCUGGAACGUGCCGCUCGACAUGGCUUCGAGCAGUCCCCUUGGCCAUGCCUCGAUGAGCCCGGAAGACAUCUCGAAUUCCCCUCUCUCGCAGUCGGCCAGCCCACAUAGCCAGCACUCGCCGCUACAACAAUCACCCUUCCAAACCGCCGCAAACCCGUUGACGGAUUGGGCCCUCCAACAGCAGCAGCAGCUUCAACAUCAGCUUGCCCCGGCCCCGGACAUGUCCCAGUUCAUCCAGGAUGCCGCACUCAUGAGCUUCAACGCCUUCCCCACAACCUUCCAACCCAACCCUCUCGACUAUCUGCCGACAACCCAGGCUGCGUUGCAGGCCAAUUUGCUUGAGUCGACCUUUAACGCCAUGCCCUCAAUGGACGAUCCCACCCACGCGGUUCAGUGGGGCAGCACUGGAAUGGAGAAUUGGCAGGAGUUCCAGAACACUCUGCAGAUGGAUGGACUUCCCCGCCUUGAUAGCGUUGGCAGCAACUCGCCUACCGGAACUUACCUCGAGGUCCUGUCUCUUCCCUCAUCUACGGGCGACGGCUGGGCCAUGGUCGACUGGAACCAGCCCAAUUUCGAUCAGUUCCAGCAGGCCCAUGCCCAGGGUGCUGCUAUCUUCAACCCCUCUCAGACCCUUCACCUAAGGACCAACUCCGACUCCUCCGAUGGUGCCAACUCUUUGGAGUUUGGCAGCUUCGAGGAGAUUGCUCCUUUCCCCUACUCCCCCUUCUCCCCCGAGUCGGACGGCUAUGUCGACACCACCAACCACCGCAACUGCAUGUGUGGAGAGGGUGUUGGCCAUACUCACGACACCGUCAGCCCUACCGCUGCCGUUGCUCCCGUGCCCAUCAAGUCUGAGCCCUCAUCCAGCCGUCAUAGCCCAGGCAGCGGUGCCGGGUCGACGUCUCCUCCUUCGACCAGCACCACCCGCCGAAACUCUGGCCCUCGCAAGAGCCCCAUCGCUAAGGCUACCAAGCCCGUGACUCGACGCAUCUCUAACGGCAAGAAGGACGGCACUGUCGAGAAGAAGGUUGGCCGCAGAAAGGGACCUCUUUUGCCUGAGCAGCGAAAGCAAGCCAGCGAGAUAAGAAAGCUGAGAGCUUGCCUGCGAUGCAAGUUCCUGAAGAAGACUUGUGACAAGGGAGAGCCGUGUGCCGGCUGCCAGCCUUCCCACGCUCGUCUGUGGCAGGUUCCCUGCACUCGUAUCGACAUUAAGGAUAUCGGUUACUUCAUGAAGGACUGGAAGGCAGACUAUGAGCGUCACAUGGACCGUGGCGUCUCCGUGUACAAUGUCAAGGGUUUCGCCCAGAAGGAGACCCUCAUGUGGAUCACCCACGGUUAUGGCUUUGCUCUCCCCGUCAUGGUCCGUGAGGUAUUUGUCGCCGAUGACAGCUGCUUCUCCGUUGACUGGGUCGAGUCAUCCCUGACCGAUCAGGAGCCUAUCGACUUUGAGACUCGCACCGAGAAGCUCGAUGUUGGUGCCGAGGGUGUCCGUGUUGAUGCUCUCUCCGAGUACCUUGACAAGCACAUCGACGGUCCCUUUGAGGACUUCAUCGACGAUCACUUUGAGGGCACCCCCUUCAUCACUGAGAUCCUCAAGACUGCCCACCGCUUCCUCGUCAAGGAGAAGAUGCCUGUCAUCCGCAAGGCCCUCAAGCUUGUCCUGGCCUAUAACCUCACCAUGCAUAUCACCAUGGUUGAGAACCAGGGCUCUGAGGUGGCCCUGGAUGGUCAGAUUGAUGACGAGGACUCCAAGUACUACGGCCGAACCGUCGCUCCCGUCAUGAUCAACUUCCAGAUCAAGUGUGCUCUCGCCGACAUGUGGCGUGAGCUGCAGAAGGACAUCCUCGAGGAGCUGUCUGCCCUGUACUCUGGUGUGUACAGCGGUGAGAAGAUGAAGAACUGGCCUACCAUCUUCAUGCUGGCUUCCAUCCUGCUGGCCGUCUGGGAGGAGAUGCAGUUUGACUGCCACUACCGCGUCCCUGACCCUAUCGCCGUCAACAAGUUCUGCAACGACAUGGAGACGACCCCCGUUGGCGUCAUCGUCGGUCUCUUCCACGCCAUUUCGCAGAAGCUCCCAGCCUUCACCGACUGGGACACCCGCAAGCACGGACACCUUCUCCACAACAACGUCGCCGUAUGUGAGGCGAUGACCGAAGUGCGACAGCACGUCAUCAAGCACGAGGCCUACCUUCGAACCCGCAAGGAGUCCAAGUUCGACCGAUACGACUUUGACUCCCUGUCUAACAAGUUCCUCUCGAAACUUGUUAUCCGGGCCAACUAA
Ilyonectria robusta is the source of this 2433-nucleotide messenger RNA. RefSeq lists its product as uncharacterized. Gene Ontology annotation, biological process: regulation of DNA-templated transcription. The transcript has 2 exons. The record is from RefSeq and is a predicted model, not a curated record. Gene Ontology annotation, molecular function: zinc ion binding; DNA-binding transcription factor activity, RNA polymerase II-specific. Bases 1 to 2433 code for a protein of 810 amino acids. NCBI's taxonomy places the organism in Eukaryota, Fungi, Ascomycota, Sordariomycetes, Hypocreales, Nectriaceae.